AAACAUGAGCAAUCCUCAGCCUUUAAAGGAGGAAAGGUAUGACAUGUCAGGCGCCCGUCUGGCCCUGACACUGUGUGUUACCAAAGCCCGGGAAGGUUCAGAGGAAGACCUGGCAGCCCUGAAACGGAUGUUCCAUCAGCUGAAAUUUGAAAGCACCGUCAAGAAAGAUCCCACCGCCGAGCAAUUCCAGGAAGAACUGGAUAAAUUCCAGCGGGACAUGGAUGCCCGGGAGGACUUCAUCAGCUGCGCCUUCGUGGUGCUCAUGGCGCAUGGCCAAGAAGGGCUCCUCAAGGGGGAGGAUGGGAAGAUGGUGAAGCUGGAGAACCUCUUCAAUGUUCUGAACAACAAGAACUGCCGGGCCCUGAGGGCAAAGCCUAAGGUGUACAUCGUGCAGGCCUGUCGAGGAGAAAGAAAGGACUCCGGUGAGGUCGUAGGUGGAGACAGUAUUGCGAUGAUUAAAGACAAAACCCAAACCAUCCCCACGUACACGGACACCCUCCACGUCUACUCCACCGUUGAAGGGUACCUCGCCUACAGGAGUGAGGAGAAGGGCUCCUGCUUCAUCCAGACCCUGGUUAAAGUGCUCACAGAGAAGAAGGGAUCCAUCCUGGAGCUUC
Manis javanica (Malayan pangolin) is the source of this 617-nucleotide messenger RNA. Lineage: Eukaryota; Metazoa; Chordata; Mammalia; Pholidota; Manidae. The record is from RefSeq and is a predicted model, not a curated record.